This is a messenger RNA of Salmo salar (Atlantic salmon), 1898 nucleotides long. RefSeq names its product HemK methyltransferase family member 1 (gene hemk1). Gene Ontology annotation, cellular component: mitochondrion. Gene Ontology annotation, molecular function: nucleic acid binding; protein methyltransferase activity. The record is from RefSeq and is a predicted model, not a curated record. Gene Ontology annotation, biological process: protein methylation. NCBI's taxonomy places the organism in Eukaryota, Metazoa, Chordata, Actinopteri, Salmoniformes, Salmonidae.
CCCUAAUGAAUGAUUUAAAUUGUUGGUUCUUUUGUAUUUAAUAGUUAGUACAGUCAACUUACUUAGACCACAUUCAGCUGGUUUUACACAAUAUUCAUUAAUAUAGUCAAACGCUUAUAUUGGAAUUUCACAUUAGCUACAUUUUUUACCUUCUUUAUGUCAACUGCUUCACGUGUUGGUCUUGUGUCAAGAGAAAGUGGAAUACCAUGUGGAUACGAUUACGAAGACGAUUGAACGAGGUUUAUAACUGCUUUAAACCACUUAAAGACGGAUUUAUUGGACACAAGUGGCUGUGCACGUCUCCGUGUGUGGCUGAAUGCGUCCCAGCCUUACCUACAGCUAGCAGGCUCACGGUGGAGCAAGCUGUCAGGUUAUGGACAGGCCAUUUCCAGCAAAGAGGUGUCUCAGAGCCACAUCUCUCCAGCCAGUACAUCAUUGCACAUUUGCUUGGUGCUAAAACAUUAGAGGGCAUUGGACAGGACAGGCUGGCUGAAUUCCUGACACAAGAACAGACAGAGCAGACAUGGGAGCUCUGUACCAGACGUCUCACCAGAAUGCCAGUGCAGUAUGUGAUUGAAGAGUGGGACUUCAGAGAUCUGACACUGAAGAUGAGACCUCCCGUGUUUAUCCCCCGACCUGAAACUGAGGAGCUGGUUGGCCUAGUGCUUACAGAUCUCCAGAUGAAGCAGGGGACUGGAUUAAGUGAGGAGACCAGUUUCAGGUGCCUGGAAGUGGGUUGUGGCUCUGGUGCCAUCUCCCUCAGUCUACUUAAGAGCCUCCCACAGCUCAGAGCUAUUGCUUUAGAUAAAAACAAGGAUGCUGUGGAUCUGACGAGAGAGAACUCACACAGUUUGGGGUUCCAAGACCGACUUGAGGUUCACCAUAUGGAUGUGAUGAGAGAUGCAAACAUAAUUGUGAGCAUGUGCAGUCCAGUCUCCGCUUUGGUCAGCAACCCUCCGUACCUGUUCUCAGAGGAUAUGACAUCACUUGAACCUGAAAUCCUCAGGUUUGAGGACCAUGCUGCUCUGGAUGGGGGGAAAGAUGGCAUGCAGGUGAUAAGACACAUUCUGACUCUGGCUCCAAAGCUCUUAUCAAACGAUGGUCGUGUAUACUUGGAAGUAGACCCACGUCAUCCACAUCUCAUCCAGCAGUGGGUAGAGGAAAGUGUUGAAGGGUUACACUACUUGCACACGCAUCGUGACAUCACUGACAGGCCUCGUUUCUGCAUCCUUCAAAAAAAGAAGUGCAACACAGAUAGGACCAGCAUUGAGAAUGUGUGAGAUAUGGAUCCUGUUUCACUGGCUUCAGACCAGCCUGCUACAGCCUCAACACCCACCAUCUAUCUGCCACGUACAGUACACACUACUGAUCUCAAAUAGUGUAGAAAUUCACAAACACGCAUAAAUGGGCUACAUUUAUACCUGAGGACAUUGUAGGUGCUAAUGUGUGUUUGUGUGGCAAUAAAGGAGGGUGACAGAGCGAGGAGUAGGCUGAAGGUAAUUACUGAGAGGCUUUUCUUAGAACCCUCCCUCUCAGAAUUUCACCCUCCCAGAAGGCAUUCAGUAGUUCUACGAAUCAAGGGAUUCGCCCUCCCCGCUGACUUGGCUGCUGACUCAGAUUCACUCUUACACAAAAGCACAUUGAAUCCAGCCUAUACUGCCUCGUCGAUUCUGCUGUGUACACACUUACCCGAGGGGGGUUUAAUCUCUGUUAUAAAGAUAGCUUCAGAUAACUGAGAUUGGGCACACUGCCCAUGCAACCCAUUUUUUUUCUUCUGUGGAUGUAGGCUAUAAAGCUCUGUGGCAUUUGACCCACCAAAAGACAACUGGACAUUGAAGACAGGAGCAGUAUAACUCAUGUUGAAUAUUGUUUUAAUAAAAAAAGGGAUAUGUACAGUG